UAAAUGUCAAAAGGCAACACGCUUCCUGGAAGAUUAGCCACACCAAAUUUGGCAGUGAAACAGUGAGGUGAUUCUUUCAAACUGAACCGAUCAUGAGAGAAAAAAUGACAUCCGUUCUGUGGUUGCUGGUCUUGAUCGGAAUUGCCAUUUGCGCUCCAUUGGAUGGACCUUCCGAAGAUGGCGAGAUCUUUAAUCCAUCGGCAACUGAGCUGGAACAGAAGGGCGACUACUUCCAGGGUGAUAUAAUUCUAACGGACGUCCAAGAAGAUAUCAUACAGGACGGUCGGACCUCCUUGAUCGGAGCGACCUAUCGCUGGCCGAAAAAUAUUGUCUAUUACUCGAUCGACAGCGGUGCGUUCUCAUUGGCCCAGGAAAAUUCCAUCAAAUCGGCCCUGCAACAAAUCAUGCUGGUUAGCUGUGUAUUGUUUGUCGAGCGAACGACUCAGACGGAUUACGUCAAAGUGACGGGCGAAUACACCGGCUGUUGGUCCUAUCUGGGCCGUCGUGGUGGAGCGCAGCAGCUGAAUCUACAGCCGAACGGAUGUAUGAGCCGAGGUACCAUUAUGCACGAGUUUCUCCAUGCGCUAGGUUUCGUUCACAUGCAGAGUGCCUCGGAUCGAGACUUUUACAUCAAAAUCAACUGGGCUGCGAUACAGGCCGGUAAGGAGAGCAACUUUGAUCGGUACAGUUCAUCCGUGAUCGACGAUUUUGGCAUUUCGUACGACUACCUGAGUGUAAUGCACUACGGACCGACGGCAUUCAGUGCAACUGGUGCCGAUACCAUCAUCCCGUUCGAGAGCGGUAUUACCAUCGGGCAACGGGUUGGCAUGAGUUACAAGGACAUCAAACGUUUGAAUAUGUUGUAUCCAAACUGUGGAUGAAGCGAGUUGGAAUCAGUGAAAUUAUUCAGGAAUUCAGUGAUUAAGGUAGGUAAGUUAAUAGGUUGAGUAUUAGCAAUUUUUGGAGCUGUUUUAAUAGGACUAAUUGUCCGUUUCUAGGUGUCAACAAUGUAGAUAUUGUUGAAAUAAACAAAGAGCAGGGUAAAUGCGUUGAAAUUAUUCGCAAAUAAAUGUUUUGAAGAAGA
This is a messenger RNA of Topomyia yanbarensis, 1084 nucleotides long. RefSeq names its product astacin-like. Lineage: Eukaryota; Metazoa; Arthropoda; Insecta; Diptera; Culicidae. Bases 93 to 881 code for a protein of 262 amino acids. Gene Ontology annotation, biological process: proteolysis. The record is from RefSeq and is a predicted model, not a curated record. The transcript is spliced from 4 exons. Gene Ontology annotation, molecular function: zinc ion binding; metalloendopeptidase activity.